AUGACAAAUCCAGCAGACUACCACACAGCUAUAGACGAGCAGCUUCUCGCUGUUGCACUGGCCAAGUCCGACGGCAGUUCGGCGCUGCCCCAAGAAAUUGAGGCCACUCGAGUGAAAUUGGAAGAGAUCGCUCACGCUGCUGCAAUGAAUAAGCUGCAGCAGAGCGUUGCGCACCACCAGAGGGUUGACCAGGCAGCACAGCAGGCAGCCCAGGCACAACACCAGUUGAACCAGUUGAGGCAACUGCAGCUGCCGCAACUCCACCAGCUCCAGCAGCAGCAACAUCAACAGCAGCAGCAACAUCAACAUCAGCAGCUCCUCCACCAUCAACAACACCAACACCAGCAGCAGCAGCAACAGCAGCAACAACACCACCAGCCACAGCACCACCACCAGCACCACCAGCAACAGCAUCAGCACCAGUUUGACGACGACCCUUCUCAAUACAAUAUCCAGAUCCCAGACCCCAUCAUCGACGCCAAGCUGAGGAUAUAUCCUGUCAGCGAGAACACAAUCACUGCCGAGGGGAACCUCAUCACCAGACCAUACCCGGAGCAGGUAUUCCAGAGCCGUGACGACUUGAACGAGUUCAUCCACGAGUUUGCUCGCGACAAUGGGUUUGGAGUGGUGAUUGCUCACUCGAACAAGAAGGCCAUCUACUACACUUGCGAGCUUGGUGGUAGAUAUCGUCACAAAAAGUCCAAGAAGAACGCCAACGGUGUGCAUCUGGAAGGCGGCAACGACGGUGUGGACGCAGAAGAACUCGGCGCUGACGUUACAGAUGAAAAUGGAUACCUCUUAGACCCUUCCACCAAGACUAAGAAGUUGCGUUGUCCCUUCUCAAUGACUGCCAACUUCAAGAAAUCUACAGGAGUUUGGACCCUCAGAACCACUUGUAACGAGCACAACCAUCCACAAUUGGACCCACUCUCGAACCAUCCCAUGCUCCGCAAGAGAUCCGAUGAGUUGAAUUUGCUUAUAUUGGAUUUGUACAAGAUCGGUACUAAACCGCUGCACAUUGAAUCUAAGAUCAAAGACCAGUAUCCCGACGUGUUGAUUAAGAGAGAAGACAUUUACAAUGAGAUCCGUGGCUACAAGAGAAAGCUCAAGAAGCAGAAUAGAUUCCUCACCAGCAACAACUCCCGUCACUCGUUGUACAAUAGUAAUCCAAAUGCCAAGAAGAGGUCAAACGCAUCGUCAUUCCAGCAAGUUGGUUUAGAUGACGAUGACGAUCAAGGUGACCAAGUGUUAGACUACGAUCUACACCAAACGCACCAAGAUGUUGAGUUGCAACGUCAAUUGGCUGCUGCUUCUCAACAGCUGCAACAUCAGCAACUUCAACUUCAGCAACAACAUCACCAGCAGCACCACCACCACCAACCUCAACUGCACCACCAGCACCAUAUCGAUGAACAGCAGCUCCAGCAGUACCUGCAGCAAUUGCAGGAACAUGACUUGCACCAUGGAGGUGGGGAUCCUGAUUCUGACAACACUGCAGCUGCUGCUAUUGCAGCUGUUGCCAGUGCCACUCAGCAGCACCAAUCUCACUCUCACCAUCAUGACAGCGAGUUAUCAAUGGAUAAUAUCGACAGUAGACUUGUUGGAGAAUAA
Messenger RNA from Dujonia railenensis, 1611 nucleotides. Lineage: Eukaryota; Fungi; Ascomycota; Pichiomycetes; Serinales; Debaryomycetaceae. The record is from the annotation of a GenBank genome assembly.